AUGGAGAAUAUGCAGGAUCAUGCUAGAAGCUUAGGAGAGUCAUGCCUUUCUCUCGCCAAAGGACAUUCGAAGACGCAUUUCGCUUGCCAUGAAAUUCAUCAUUCGACUACUCUCCUAUUCCUCCUUCCUGAUCCUGAUCCUCCUCUCCGUCUCCUUCCCCUUCUUUUCAAUCUCCUCUUUUUCCUCUCAUAUCAAAAGCAUUUUCCCACGAAGAGCUUCUCUGCCUCGAUGCCAUCCGAUGUAGGCAUGUCUGUCAGUCUCUCGGAUGUCAUUCAUUCGUCCGGUCAGCGCGCGCGCCCAUACACACACCCACAGACAGACAGACAACCAUGUAAUAGCAGUAAAGAAAAAAAAGUUAAUCCGGAGAGGAAUGUUAUCAUUCGGCUUGUCUUUGAUGGUCCACGAGCGCUUGAAAGGAUUCCCUUCCUGACGAACCUGUACGGCAUCCCUUUGAAGAGAGGUGCAAGUGUGCACUGGGCAUCAACUGACAAAGGCAUGAAGACACACGGUCGGAUACUCAUGCACCCCCCCCCAUCAUCUGCCUAG
This is a messenger RNA of Protopolystoma xenopodis, 546 nucleotides long. The record is from the annotation of a GenBank genome assembly. NCBI's taxonomy places the organism in Eukaryota, Metazoa, Platyhelminthes, Monogenea, Polystomatidea, Polystomatidae.